Homo sapiens (human) is the source of this 19684-nucleotide messenger RNA. RefSeq names its product tetratricopeptide repeat domain 7B (gene TTC7B). The record is from RefSeq and is marked validated. Gene Ontology annotation, cellular component: plasma membrane; cytosol. Lineage: Eukaryota; Metazoa; Chordata; Mammalia; Primates; Hominidae. The transcript has 22 exons. The coding region runs from base 136 to 2880 and encodes 914 amino acids.
AGCCGGCGCUCCCGUUACGCCGCGGAGCCGGGAGCCGGAGCCCGAGCCCGCGGCGGCGGCGGGAGGCGGCGAGGGGGCGCCGCGGCGGCGGCGGUGGGGCCUGCGGGGCGGGCGGCCGGGCCCGGCCAGGCCGCGAUGGCGACCAAGAAGGCAGGCUCGCGGCUGGAGACGGAGAUCGAGCGCUGCCGCUCCGAGUGCCAGUGGGAGCGGAUCCCUGAGCUCGUCAAGCAGCUGUCGGCCAAGCUCAUCGCCAACGAUGACAUGGCAGAGCUUCUCCUCGGGGAGUCGAAGCUGGAGCAGUACCUGAAGGAACACCCCCUGAGGCAGGGGGCCAGUCCCCGAGGCCCCAAGCCCCAGCUGACUGAGGUCCGCAAGCAUCUGACCGCCGCCCUGGACCGAGGGAACCUUAAGUCAGAAUUCCUACAAGAAUCCAAUCUGAUCAUGGCCAAGUUGAAUUAUGUGGAAGGUGAUUAUAAAGAAGCUCUGAACAUUUACGCCCGGGUGGGCCUGGACGAUCUGCCACUGACAGCUGUCCCGCCCUACAGGCUGCGGGUGAUCGCAGAAGCCUACGCUACCAAAGGACUUUGUUUGGAGAAGCUGCCUAUUUCUUCUUCUACCAGUAAUCUCCAUGUGGACCGGGAACAGGAUGUCAUCACCUGUUAUGAGAAAGCAGGGGACAUCGCACUCCUGUAUCUCCAAGAGAUAGAAAGGGUAAUACUUUCUAAUAUUCAAAACAGAAGCCCUAAGCCUGGCCCUGCUCCCCACGAUCAAGAACUAGGUUUUUUCCUAGAAACAGGACUUCAGAGAGCCCAUGUCCUCUAUUUCAAAAAUGGGAACUUGACAAGAGGAGUCGGAAGAUUUAGAGAGCUUCUCAGAGCAGUUGAAACAAGAACGACUCAAAACCUGCGAAUGACAAUAGCCAGGCAGCUGGCAGAGAUCUUGUUGCGGGGUAUGUGUGAGCAGAGCUACUGGAACCCUCUGGAGGAUCCACCGUGCCAGUCACCUCUGGACGAUCCUCUCCGCAAAGGAGCAAACACAAAAACCUACACUCUCACUCGGAGAGCCCGUGUCUACUCAGGAGAGAACAUUUUUUGUCCUCAAGAAAAUACGGAAGAAGCCCUGUUGUUAUUGCUGAUUAGUGAAUCAAUGGCCAACCGGGACGCUGUGCUGAGCAGGAUACCUGAACACAAGAGUGACCGCCUCAUCAGUCUGCAGAGUGCAUCUGUGGUCUAUGACUUACUCACCAUUGCUCUUGGAAGAAGAGGCCAGUAUGAGAUGCUGUCAGAGUGCCUAGAAAGAGCCAUGAAGUUUGCCUUUGAGGAAUUCCACCUGUGGUACCAGUUUGCUCUGUCCCUGAUGGCUGCUGGAAAAUCUGCCCGUGCCGUGAAGGUGCUGAAAGAGUGUAUCCGCCUGAAGCCAGACGAUGCCACCAUCCCUCUCCUCGCUGCCAAGCUCUGCAUGGGCUCCCUGCACUGGUUGGAAGAGGCUGAAAAGUUUGCCAAAACUGUCGUUGAUGUGGGAGAGAAAACGUCAGAGUUCAAGGCCAAAGGCUACUUAGCUCUGGGGCUCACGUACAGUCUGCAGGCCACUGACGCUUCUUUGCGAGGGAUGCAGGAGGUCCUACAGAGAAAGGCGCUUCUUGCAUUUCAGAGGGCCCACAGCCUGUCACCCACAGAUCACCAAGCAGCUUUCUACCUGGCUCUGCAGCUUGCCAUCUCCAGACAGAUCCCAGAGGCUCUGGGGUAUGUCCGCCAAGCUCUUCAGCUUCAAGGUGACGAUGCCAACUCCCUGCACCUCCUUGCCCUCCUGCUGUCAGCACAGAAGCAUUACCAUGACGCUCUGAACAUCAUCGACAUGGCCCUGAGUGAAUACCCAGAAAAUUUCAUACUACUGUUUUCCAAAGUGAAGUUGCAGUCACUCUGCCGAGGCCCGGACGAGGCACUGCUGACUUGUAAGCACAUGCUGCAGAUAUGGAAAUCCUGCUACAACCUCACCAACCCCAGUGAUUCUGGACGUGGGAGCAGCCUCUUAGAUAGAACCAUUGCUGACAGACGACAGCUUAAUACAAUUACUUUGCCAGACUUCAGCGAUCCCGAGACAGUGUCAGAUUCCUCCUCCUCCUCCUCUCCUCUUUCAAGAACCGAAUCUCCUCUCCACCUGUUUGUGUCUUCUCAUCUUCAUUCUCCCAAACCCGAUACCUUUGUGUGGCCCCCUGCAGCUCAUUCAUUCAGUGACGCAGGUCCCCGCCGGGAACCCUCUCUCUGCAACUCUCCAGAAGCAUACUUUCAUGGUUUUCCUUCCCUUUUUUCAGUUAGCUCCGUCCAUGCCACAUCGGUAGCAGCCUCAAGAGUGGAGCAGGCACUGUCGGAAGUGGCUUCGUCUCUGCAGAGCAGUGCCCCUAAGCAGGGCCCGCUGCACCCCUGGAUGACGCUGGCACAGAUCUGGCUCCAUGCAGCUGAAGUCUAUAUCGGCAUCGGGAAGCCUGCAGAAGCCACAGCCUGUACCCAAGAAGCUGCCAACCUCUUCCCAAUGUCCCACAAUGUCCUCUACAUGCGCGGCCAGAUUGCUGAGCUCCGGGGAAGCAUGGACGAGGCGCGGCGGUGGUAUGAAGAGGCCUUAGCCAUCAGCCCCACCCACGUGAAGAGCAUGCAGCGACUGGCCCUGAUCCUUCACCAGCUAGGCCGCUACAGUCUGGCGGAGAAGAUCCUCCGGGACGCGGUGCAGGUGAACUCGACAGCCCACGAGGUCUGGAACGGGCUGGGCGAGGUCCUCCAAGCUCAGGGCAACGAUGCGGCGGCUACGGAGUGCUUCCUGACAGCCUUGGAGCUGGAGGCCAGCAGCCCCGCCGUGCCCUUCACCAUCAUCCCCCGCGUGCUCUGAGCAGGCGCCUGCCAGCCUCACCUGCCGCUCAGGCCUCAGAGGCCCUGCCGGGCACCAGGGCUUGUGCCAUCGCCCCAAGGGGAUGAAUCUGCCACACUGAGGCCAGGGACGAGUGUUCAGUGGGCCACAGUGAACCAACCAAACCAACCCCGAAUCAUCGCUCUCGCCAUGUGCGUUUCUCUUGUUUUUUUUGCCAGCCCAAUGGUAGUUUCUGAACCUAUUGACAUUGUUCAAAAUGGAUCAUGUGCCAUAUUUUGUUAGUUGACAUCUGAGUUUUCAGUAAAAUGAUUAUGGAAUUAAUCAGCAAAUGUAGAAGAAUAUAUUCAAAGUUAAAAUUCAGUGGCAGCACAGAUUAUUUUUAUCAGAGCUGUAAAGAAAACAACUGUCCUUUUCUCCCCACCACCCCUCCUGCCCCACUUUGGCCCAGAAACCAAAUGUGAACUUCCUGUCUCCCACCUCAGCACUAGUCCAUGCCAGGACACCAGCUGACAAUUUCUUGGUUUUACUGUCAAUAAUUGUACCAUGUGAUCAAUUACUGUCCUCACUUAGAACAAAGCCUGAGUCCGAGAAUAUUUAUAUUUUACCAAUAUAUGCCUGUUACAAGAGAAGGAAAUAUGAGUUAUUUAAGUUUAACUUUUUUAUGUGAAUUCAGAGUUUAUUUAUCGAGGGAAAUAUGUACAAAGAAGCUUCAAAUGGAAUAUUUACCGACAUUCCUUAUACAUGACAGACACUUGGCUACAUGGGAAGAUGAUGUUAAUAAUAAAAUGAUUUUUAAAUGGACUCAUAGCCUGUGUCAUUCGUAAAAGCUCAAAGACCUGAGAAAGGCUUAGUUCCUGGGGUGGGGAGCUGUCUGUACCUGGGGGCCCACUCUGGACAUGUCAGCCCUUGACACUAGAAAGCCCAGCCUCUCUUUCCCCACUUAUUUUAUUUUUAUUUUUUGGAGACAGGGUCUCACUCUGUUUCCCAGGCUGGAGUUCAGUGGUGCGAUCACAGAUCACUGCAGCCUCGACUUCCCAGGUUCAGGUGAUCCUCCCACCUCAGCCUCCUGAGUAGCUGGGAUCACAGGCGCACACUAGCAUGCCCGGCUAAUUUUGUUUGUUUGUUUUUGUAGAGACGGGAUCUCACUGUGUUACCCAGGCUGGUCCUGAACUCCUGGACUCAAGCAGCCCUCCCGCCUCAGCCUCCGAAAGUGCUGGUGUGAGCCACCAUGCCCGGCCAUCUCCUCACUUAUAAUUUGAAGAUGAUCCCUAGGUAGGGACGUGUUUCCUGCGUCCUCAGCACCCAGGCCUCCUUUUUGCAGCAACAGCCCUGGUUUUGGUUUGGGAAUUCGCCUUAGCUCUCCCCCGAUGGGGCUUUGGAAUUGGAGCAUGCAAUUCAGUCCUGCCCAAGCAGCCUCCUGCACUCAUGGGCCACAGAGGGUCAGGAGUGAGCAUGUGACCUAAAGCGGUCCAGUCAGAGCGGGAGCCACAGAGAAGGCUGUCGCUCUUUCCUGCUGCCUUUCAAGCUGAGAAGUGAGGCUGGAACUGCAGCAGCCCUCUUGCCACCAUGAGAAGAAGGUGUAGAGGUGUUUGAGCCAAAGUCCGAAUCCCACAGAGUAGACAGCAAGAUCCGGAACCAGAGAGAAACUGAGCAGGUAUCUGCAGUCUCUCAGGGACAGCUGUAGGGUGGCCCCACCUUUCCAGGACACAGGGAAAUAUGGAGGGCUGAGCUCUGAACUUAGGUGCCCUGAAGCCUAGAGGACUGCAUUCAAACUGGGCACGACCUCUCUGGCUCACUGAGGCAGGCGGGCUAGGGGGCAGCCAAGGAGGGAGAGACAGUAGGUAGGAGCCCCAGCCUCAGCACUGACCCUGCCAGGCAGCACUUGUGGCUUUGAGUGGUCAUAAGUCAUGGAAUUUGCAAUGUAGGACCUGGGGCAGGUACUCAGUGUGGUGGCAGCUUGCCCUGAUUGGAGGCACAGGGCUGGGCUCUGCCAUCCCAUGCGGGAGCGUGGGGCAAGGCCCACUGGAUCAGGACCAGGAAGGGAGGAGGCUGGGCCACCAAGGCAGAUGGUGCAGGCGCUGUACCAGACCUUCUCUGCCAGGCCCUCACCUCAGAGACUCCUGUGCGUAUCAGCCCUGCAGGGCGCGGGGGCUGGCUCCUGUGUGUCUGCCCGGCACCUCUCCAUUGUCUUCAUCUCCCUCAGGGAACCACCCCCACUCUCCACCCACAUGGCUCAAGGAUGGACACAUGGGCCCAGCCUUAACAACCAGAGCCCUCCAGCUCCCCAGUAUCAGUGACUGGUUUGGGUUUGGGCAUGUGACCCAUGCUUGGCCAAUGAGAAGCACCCCUGGGACUUUUGUUAUGAAAACAUUAGAAAAAAAGCCUCUUUCUGCUGGGUUUGAUGUCCUAAUAGGAUGCCAGUGGGGGGCUGUGGGUGCCAUUUGACAUUAUAUGGGGUGGCCUGCCUGAGAAUGAUGCCAACACAGAAAAAGAGAAUGAGGAGGUGGAAAGAGAGCCGGGCCCCGGGUCACCGCUGGAGCACUGCGGCCCGAGAUUUUUCCAUCAUAGGAAUCCAUACAGUUUCCCAUCUUGCUUAGUGCAAGCACAGGGGUUUCCAUCACUUCUACCUAAAAGGUACCUAAGAAAUGCAGGAAAGUCCUGCCGUCCUUGGUACUCCCCCCUUGGGCACUCUUCCAGACUCCUCAGUCCCCCACCUUAAUCCCACUCACCCACCUCAUAUUCUGUUUUCCAGUAAAUCUUGUCUUUUCUACCCAAAUCGCAUCUCAAAUCUCUCCCAUUCAACUUCAUCCCCAGUACCUUGGCCCCAGCCCCACACAGUCCAAUGUCUGCACAGUCCUCUUAGAAGGGAGGAUUGAGUCGGUUCUCUCUAUAAACCCCUGAUGGCUUCUCAAGCCCUUGCCUGGAACCAGACUCUGUGUCCCAGCCCCCUGUGUGCCUGGCUGCCUCUCCUUCCCCAAGCCCUCUCAUGGCUCUGGCCUUCUUCCUAGUCUUCUGACCUGCUGAGCCUUUCCCAACUAAGGACAUUCAUCCAUCCGUCCAUCCAUCCAUCCAUCCAUUCAUCCGUCCACCCGUCCGUCCGUCCGUCCAUCCAUCCAUCCAUCCAUCCAUCCAUCCAUCCAUCCAUCCGUCCAUCCAUUAAUAGAUGAGGACGCAGACGCUAGACACUAAGACGGCAGGACACCUGCCUGGGGUCAUUGUGGAAUUACCUGGCAGAACUAAGAUUGAGACAGGCCUGAGGGAUAAACAUUUCAAAAGUGCCCAGGUCUGCCCAGUGGAGGCAUUUUUUGGACAGUGAGAUGCAGGAGAUGCCGCGUUUGAUUCCAGGACUAGUGCUGACCCUAACUUAGGCAAGGCGUUCCUGUUCCCUGGUCUUAGUCUCCCCAUCUGUGAAAUUUCAUUCAUUCAUUCACUCAUUCAUUCAUCCAACAAAUAUCUAUGGAAUGCUCACAACAUGCCAGAUGCUUAUUCCAGGCACUGAGGGCACAGCAAUGUGUGACACAGAUGCUGCAUCCACUUAGGACCUACCUUCUGGUAGAAGGAAACAGACAGAUGAGGAGUAUGGCAGGUGGGGUGACGCAUGGAGAAAGAUGAAGCCAGGGAAGGGGUGUAGGGAGUGGCAGGGCUGCUGUUUAGAAGGUGACUAGGGAAGCCUCGCUAAGAAGGUGACAUCUGGCUGAAGAAAGACAGGUAACCUGGGAGGAGGACAUCUCAGGAAGCAGGAACAGCAGGUGCAAAGGCCCAGAGGGGAGGGGGAUGGUCAGGUGGUGAAGGAUGAGAAGAGGUCAGAAGUUUAACAGGGGCCACACAGGUGCGGCCUCGUGGACCAUGCUAACAGUGUAUAUUAAUUGCCUGUGGUUGCAGCAAAUUACCAUAAACUGGCUGGGCAUGGUGGCUCCUGCCUGUAAUCCCAGCACUUAGGGAGGCUGAGGCAGGAGAAUCAGCUGAGGCCAGGAGUUCAAGACCAGCCUGGGCAACAUGGUGAGACCCCCCCCCCAUCUCUACAAAAAAAAAAAAAUAGCCAGGUUUGGUGGCGUGCACCUGUAGUCCCAGCUGCUUGGGAGGCUGAGAUGGGCUGAUUGCUUGAGCCCAGGUGGUUGAGGCUGCAGUGAGUGAUCACGCCACCGCAGUCCAGCCUGCAUGAGAGAGCAAGACCCUAUCUCUACAAAUAAAAUAAAUUAAAAAUUUUAAAUGACCGCAAACUUAGCGUCUUAACACAAAUUUAUUCUCUUUGUUUUGGAGGUCAGAAGUCAAAUCAAGCUUUCAGUGGGGCUGUGCUCCUUCCCCAGGCUCUGGAGGAGGACGGGUGUCCCCGUCUUCUCCAGCGGCUAGAGGCUUCCUGCGGCCUUGGCUCGUGGCCACCUCACGUCACCUUUCCUUCCUCUGCUCCGUCACUGCGUCACCUUUCUGCCUUUGACCUCCUGCCUCCCUCUAAGGACUCUGCUGGUUGCUCUGGGCCCCCUGGAUAGUCCAGGGCCAUUGCCCCACCUCGAGAGCCUUCGUUCAAUCACAUCUGCAUCGCUCCAUCUGUCAUGGAAGGCAACAUAGUCACAGGUUCCAGGGCUCGGGAUGUGGACGUCUUUGAGGGGCAGGGGGAGCACGUUAUUCUGCAGGCCGCAGCGUGGGAGCUGGGAGGCUGUCAGGCUCCUGCUGUCACACAGCGACCAUGGUGCUUAGACCAAGGGGCGUGGAGGAAGUGGCGAGAGGCACUGGACUGUGAAGAUUCUGAAGACAGAGCCAAGAGGGUUGCUCACACAUGGAGCUGGGUGUGAGGGAGGGGAGACGCCAGGGAUGAGGGUGAGGGUCUUGUCCUGAGCUACUGGAAGGAUGGCGAUGAUGGCCAGGAAACAGGAAGAAUAGGUUGGGGAGGAGAGGAGAAGGCAGGAGUCUGCUUUCAGGCAGGUUGAAUACAAAAUGCCUGUGGAGCCUCUGAGGGGGAGGCAGCUGGCUGGGCAGGAGCCCAGGCGAGAGCCCAAGAUGAGGCGAGAGUGUGGGAGGUGUCAGGGAUGCGGGGCUGGGAGCCAUGGGCCUGACGGGGCCACUUCGGGACAAGCAUAGACAAAGAGGAAGAGGUCAGGGCUGAGCUCCGGGGCUGGCGGGGUUUACAGGCUGGGAAAUGAAGAGAUCAGGAAAGAAGGCGCAGGAGCAGCUGCAAGGGAGGCGGAGAGCAGGCAGGGUGAGCUUCCUGGAGGAGGUGGGUGGGCUCUCUCAAUGCCUGGAGACCCCGUCAGGGUGGCCUGAGAGCUGACCGUGGGCCUGGUGGUGUGCAGGUUGGCAGUGACCUUGACCAGAGCCAUGCUGGGGAUGCAGUUUUGCUCCCCCAGAUUCAUAGGGUGGAGCCCCCGCCCCUGUGUGACUAUAUUUGGAGAUAGGCCCCUUAAGGAAGUAAUUCAGGUGAAGUGAGGUCAUCAGGAGGGGCCCUGGCCCAGUAGGAUUGGCGUCCUCACCAGAAGAAACUCUAAAGUGCAAGUGAGCUCACGCUCAGCCACGCCAGGACACACGGAGAAGGCGGCCACCCGCAAGCCAGGAGGGAGCCUCACAGGAACCCAGAUGGGCUGGAACCUUUGCUUUGUUCUUUGAACCUCCAGGACUGUGAGAAAUUAAGUUCAUUGUUGAAGCCACCUGUCUGUGGCGGUUUUCUUACGGCAGCCCAAGCUGACUAAGGUGGGGUCAAGCCAGGUUGGAGUGGGCUCAAGGGGGAGGAAAAGGUGAAGUCUCUUUCAAGAGCGUAGCUGCAGAGGGGAGCUGAGAACACAGGUUAGGAGUCCGGUGGGGAAGGGGCCGUGUUGAGUGUUGAAGGCGGCCUCGCUGAGCACCUUGUGUUUCCAGCAGGGCAGGCGUGAGGAAGGAGAGAGGGAAGCUGAGGGGGGCUGCCUUGGCUGGGGGCCUGGUGGUUCCCCAGAGCAGCAGCAGCAGGGAGGCAGAGGCCUGGGUACCCCCAAGCCAGGGAGCCCUGGGGACGGGGCACCCACUCCUCAGUGAGCAGGGAGCCAACUUCGGGCAGGGUGGGGUGGCGAAUGGACCAGGAAGGGAAGGAGGAGGCAGAGGAGGGAGGAGGCCCUUCUUUGAAGGAGCCGCCCCACUCAGCCAAGAGGAUCUCAGGACAGAGCCAGGCUGGGGGCCUGGGCAGGUGUGGCCGGGGCAGGCCACUUCCCAUCCCCAGCCCCAUUUGGGAUCCAUGGGCUCGUCUGUCUGUCUCUCUGCCUCCUUCCAGGUCCUGGGCCCUGGGCUGUGGCCAGGGCUCUGCUCACCCUCAGGGCUGCGUGGGGACCUCCCUCGGUGGGGAAAGGAGGGAACCAAGGCCUCCCGUUAUCCUCCAUGCCCCCUACCUGUGGUCAUGGCCUGGGGGAGGUGCAUGCUCGUGCACAGGUGGGCGUGUCUGUGAUCACAUGGAGCAACCCAGACUCCUCCAGAUGGCCCCACGCAUCUCCCCGGCGGCCACACAGUCAUCAUUGCGGGCCCAGACUCUCUGCCUGCAGGAAGUCCCCCCUUUGCAGGCACCCUCCCCAUCAUCCUUGGAGUUCUCCACGUCUGCCCUGUCCGUGCUGGGCCUGUCACCAGCCUGUCACCUGCUGCCCCAGCCCCAGCCCAGGUCCCUGCAGCACAGCCGGCUCCAGGCUGGAAUGGGUGACCCGGCCCUACUGAAGGAAUUUCAGGGCAGGGUCAGCCACUCUGGCCACUGUCUCCCUCCAAUGCCCCCAUACCCUCCCAGCGCUCGGCCCCUGCCACUCGGCCCCCUCUCUCCAUAUCGCCACCUUCUCAUUCCUGCUCCUCCCCCACCACCUCUCAAGGCCGACAGGGUGGGCAUUGCCCAGUGAGGGGACACCACUCAUAUUGAAGUUCUGUAAACUGUGUCUUGGGCACUGUACCAGGUGGCUGCUCCCAUCCCUCCCCUAGCGUCUGCUUGCCCUGUCCAUCCUGCCUACUCCAGAAGCAGCCACACACUUGACCAUAAGCCUUUGAGGCCUGGCCGGAGUCCUCCGGGGGAGGCGGGCAGUAGCAGCCGCACUGGGCCUGAGGACCCCACACAGGAAAAUGGGCCGAGCCCCAGGGCUGAGCCUUAGGGCUGCGGCCGUUCCCGCCACUAACAUUCCUCCCACACUUGUGGUCAUGCAUUUCCUGCUGCCCCUGCCCACGCUGCAGCCAGAUAGGAACAGAAAAAGGACAUCCUGCACCAUUUCAGACAGGAAUGUGCUCCUCCUGAAGGUCUUUUGGGGGCCAGGCUGAGGCCCCCCCUCAAGGUCACACCGUGGGGGACCCACUCCAGCUCUGCACCUGCUGGGGGUGAUCCUCACUGUGCCACUGUCCCUCCCUGGACUCAGAAUCAGAUGAGGACAGUCACCUCUGCCCAGCCUGCCUUCUGGGCUGAGAUGUGAGUCUGCAGGCAGCUGUCAGAGGUGGUGUGUGCCAGGUAGGGGACACGAGGGCUACCGCCCCUCAGGACCACCACACAGGGCCUCAGGGCCAGGCCAGCAGGCAGGACUCCUCCUGGACACUCAAGCCCUGAGUGGGGCUGACUAUGGAGAGGUGGCAGGAAGGUGGUGGGGGAUCUUCUGCAGGUCUGCCUGGAGCCAGCAGCUCCCGCUGACCAUCCGGGCCACCCACAGCCCCCACCACCCUCCUCGUCUCCCUCAUCUUCUGCUGUUUGGCCCUUGACCCCCUGAGGACAAUAGGGUUUCCUGGUGACCACUGGGCUGUGGGUCACACAGAUCUGGCUGGAAUCCCAGUUCUGCCUGGCCGUGUCACCUCUGAUGGGGAAGCACUCUGUCUCCUCAUCUCUAUGGUCGGGGAGUAACUUCCCUUACGGGCUUUUGGGGAUAUUAACAGAGGUCAACCUGGACAGGGCAUGGGGCCCCCGGGGUGCACCAUAAAGUCUUUCCUUCUUUCUUCUAUCCUCAGGCGAGGGGUGAGUGGCUGCUGGGACGUGCUGAGGGGUCCCUGAAGCAGGGCAGGAAGGGCAGAGCUAGCUGCAGCUGAGGCAGAGUCCGAGUCCCGCUCUGCAUGGAGGAGGAGGUGAGGGGCCUGGUCAGCAUGGGCAUGGCUGGGGGCCUCUGUGACCGCCACCACUCUUGUCUUUGCCUCCUUGACCCCACAGGGUCAUCCUCGGGCCCUGGGUCCAGCCAAGGCCUGAGGAGGGUCAUGCAUCCCUGUCCCACUUGGUCACAGCACAGGAGGCUCCCAUCCGCCACUGCCUGAGGCGGUGCCUGUGGCCCAAGGGCUCGGGUUGUGGGCCUGCUGGGCUGGAGCCUGCAUCGGGACCUGGCCACCUACUCUCCUAGGAGCCUUAGGUGAGUCACUAGUCCUCUCUGAGCCUCGGUUUCCUCAUCUGUGAAAUGGGGAGAACAAGGUGGUUGUAAAGAUUCAGAGGGUGUGUAAAACACAAGCACAUGGCCGAGCACAGCCCAGCCCUACCCCUGCAUGGCUCCUCCCCCGGGCAUGGCAGGAGGUCAGGGUUUCCAGCCUGAGCUUAGCCUGCCAUUCAGCAGUACCCAGGAAGGCACAGCUACCAGGAAAAUGACCUCCCCAAGCCCAUGGAGGCUUCCUGAGCACCCAGCCCAGCCUGAACCUCCACCCACCCAGGUGGCAGUGAGGCCUUCCUGCCUGUGUUCAGCCACGGUGUAUCAAGGACCCCUGGCCAGACACAGGUACCUGGGCUGGGGAGCUGGUGGUCUUAUUGGGGACUGGGAAGACAGACCCCAAACAGAGGGGUAAACAAAUAAGAUAAUUACCAGCUUGGCAGAUGAUUAGAGCAAAUUUGAAGUGACAGGGGGAGGGUUACUUUAGAUUGGCUGGUCGGGGACACCUCUGUAAGACAGUGACAUUGAGUGACAAGAAGGUGCCCACCCUGGAGGACACUGGGCUUCUUCACCUUUAAGAGGGAUGGUGAGCAGAAGCCCAAAAGCGUCAGGUUCUGCCACUUUGUACCAGAUGACUAGGCCCAGCCAGUUUGCAAAAGGGCUGGCCCAUCCUCACAUUGGCCCAUCCUCACAUUGCCAGCAAGGACCAGACCAUGUGAAGAGGGAAGAGCAUCCUGUAAUGUACAAAUAGGGGAUCAACUUUAAAUUAUCUCCAGAGUUUCUUUCUUUAAUAUGUUGUCCAAAGGUAACUAUGUUAAUUUUUACAAAUAUUUUUAUGUAGUUUUAUAUAGUUUUACAAAUAGUUUUAUGUAGUUUUGGUUUUUAUUUGUUUGUUUUUGUUCUACUUGAGAUGGGGUCUUGCUCUGUCACCGAGGCUGGAGUACAGUGGCACGAUCUCAGUUCACUGCAGCCUCCACCUCCCAGGCUCAAGUGAUCCUCCCACCUCAGCCUCCUGAGUAGCUGGGACUACAGAUGCCAAGCCCCACUAAUUUUUUUCAGAGACAGAGUUUUGCCAUGUUGCCUAGGCUGAUCUCCAACUCCUGGUCUCAAGUGAUCUGGUCCCCUCAGCCUCUUAAAGGUCUGGGAUAACAGGUGUGAGUCAGUGUGCCUGGCCUAUGUAGCAGUUUUUAAAACUACAAAAUUAAAUAAGAAAGGGGCAGAGCUCAGACACAAUGAGACUUUUCAGUCCAGUGUUUUCAGAUUCUCUGGCUUUCAACUUUACAAUUUCACUUCAAAAAUUUCAACUUCAAAUUUCACUUCAUUGCUUUCAAAAUCUUGAGCCAGCUUGUCCUUUGGAUCUGGACUGUGCCUGUCUGCACUGGCAGAUGGACAGAGCUCCUGUAUAGAAAUGAAGCCAGUUCACCCACGGCUUUUUUUUUUUUUUUUUUUUUUUUGAGAAGGAGUUUCGCUCUUGUUGUCCAGGCUGGAGCGCAAUGGCACAAUCUCGACUCACUGCAACCUCCGCCUCCUGGGUUCAAGCUGUUCUCCUGACUCAGCCUCCCGAGUGGCUGGGAUUACAGGCAUGCGCCAUCACGUCCAGCUGAUUUUUGUUUUUUGUUUUUUUUUUGUUUGUUUUUUUGUUUUGUAUUUUUGAUUUUUUGUGCUUAGUAGAGACAGAGUUUCACCAUGUAGGUCAGGCUGGUCUCGAACUCCUGCUUCAGGUGAUCUGCCCGCCUCAGCCUCCCAAAGUGCUGGGAUUACAGGCGUGAGCCACUGUGCCCAGCUGUUUUUUUGUUUGUUUGUUUGUUUGUUUAAGCAAGCAGCUUUUUCUUUUCUUUUGUGAUCGUAAAACCUACACCCACUGUAUCAGCUGCCUGUUGCUGCUACAACAAAUUGCCACAAAUAUAGUGGCUUAAAACAGCAUACAAUUUUUUCUUUCUUUUUUAAGUUAUAACAAUAUAUUUUAAUCUCAUAACAACUUCAACUGAAUACAAAACUCUUUACAUUUUCAGCUAUUAAUAUUAAAAUUAUAUCAUUUUAUAUCCUGUAUCUAUUAACAGAGAUUUAUGCAGAUUUACAUUUUGUUCUUCAAAUUCUAUAGAAUUUUAAUUUUUUAUUUUCAUAGGUUAUUGGGGAACACAGUGGUUACAUGAGUAAGUUCUUUAGUGGUGAUUUGUGAGAUUUUGGUGCACCCAUCACCCGAGCAGUAUACACUGCACCCAAUAAAACAACGCACAUUUCCUGUCUUACAUGUAGUUCUGGGGGUCAGAAGUCUAAAACGGGCCUCAUGGGGCAAAAGGCAAGGUGACGGCAGGGCUGUUCUUUCUGGAAGUACUAGGAAAGACAUCAAACUUUGCCCUUUCCAGUUUCUCAGGGGUGUGCUUGGCUCAUGGCCAUGUUCACUGCCGGCAGUGGCAUCACUCCGACCUCUGCUGUAGAGCGAUCUCUGUGACUCCUCCUUCUCUGCCUCUGACCCUCCUGUCUCCCUCUUUCCCUUGUAAGAGCCUCCUGAUUACAUUGGUCUUACCUGGAUAAUCCAAGACACUCUCCCCAUCUGAAGAUCCCUCAUCAAAUGGCAUCUGCACAGCCCCUUUUGCCAGGUAAGUGACCAUCUUCACAGGUUCCAGAAAGUAGGAUGCAGGCAUCUUUUGGGACCAUCAUUUCACUUACCAUAGUCACCUUGGGGACAAUUUCAGACAUACGAAGACUAAGAUCAUUAAAUUCCACUAUUUAGCGCUCACCUUCUCAGCAUUUUGGCCUGUUGUCUUGCAGCAUUCUCCCAUGAGUAUAGAUUUUUUUGUUUUUUGGGAUGGAGUCUCGCUCAAUUGCCCAGGCUGGAGUGCAGUGGUGCGAUCUCGGCUCACUGCAACCUCCACCUCCCGGGUUCAAGUGAUUCUCCUGCCCCAGCCUCCCGAGUAGCUAGGAUUACAGGCACGUGCCACCACGCCUGGCUAAUUUUUUGCAUUUUUAGUAGAGACGGGGUUUCGCCGUGUUGGCCAGGAUGGUCUUGAUCUCCUGACCUCGUGAUCCGCCCACCUCGGCCUCCCAAAGUGCUGGGAUUACUUACAGGCGUGAGCCACAGCGCCCAGCCAAGUAUAGAUAUUUAAUGAAGUGAAAUCAUACUAUCUAUAACACCGUAUGGAUCUUUUCACUUAAUAUUCUCUUGUCAGUAAAAAUCUUUCUAGAUAACUUAGAGACAGCAUAACCUCCCCUCACAUGGAUGCACUGCAGACUGUUUAACCCUUUCUUUAUUGUCAAUGAUUUAAGUGGUUUCACAUUGUCAUGCCACAUACAAUGGAAUGGGUAAUGCCAGCUCACAAUUAUUGAGCAUUUAUUAUGCACCAAUCAUUCGACAUGUAUUAACUCAUCUAAUCCUCAUGACAGUGCUAUGAUAUGCAUACAGUUAUUACGGAUACAGGUCCAGGUGAGAAAUGAAGCUCUCUUCAGAAGAUGAACAAACUUGCCCAAGUUUGGGUAAUACUACAGCAGGCCUUGAACCCAGGUUGCCUGACUCCAGAAUCCAUACUCUUAGCCACUCACAUGCUCAUGUUUUCUCCUAGCAUCUCUGAUUAUCUAUCUUAGGGUAGAAUUCGGAUAGGCAGAAUGGCAGUUCAUCAGGCUAUAUUUAUUGAGGGCUUAGUUUGUGCAUUUUCCAUGGGCUCACUGAGUUAAUCCUCAUGACUCCAAGAAGUGGUCUGUUAACUGGCCGAAGCCACGCUGGUUGGCUCCAGUAGCUAGACUCUGCCUGGAACCUCUGUGUGGUAGCCAGUCAUUAGCGGUGGUGAGGGCUACGGCCUCUCCCUGACAAGCUCACCUUGCCAGACGGUGCCCCCAUGAAUGCAAAAUGCAGUCAGAUCCCGCUAUCGGAAAGAGGUAACAAAGCGCAGUCAGGUCACGCCAUCAGAAACAGGUAACAAAGCGCAGUCAGGUCACGCCAUUGGAAACAGGUAACAAAGCAGUCAGGUCACACCAUCGGAAACAGGUAACAAAGCGCAGUCAGGUCACACCAUUGGAAACAGGUAACAAAGCAGUCAGGUCACACCAUCAGAAACAGGUAACAAAGCUCAGUCAGGUCACGCCAUUGGAAACAGGUAACAAAGCAGUCAGGUCACACCAUCAGAAACAAACAUCAGAAACAGGUAACAAAUCACAGUUGGGUCACACCACCAGAAACAGGUAACAAAGCGUAGUCAGGUCACACCAUCGGAAAUGGGUAACGAAGCGCAGUCAUGUCACACCAUCAGAAACAGGUAACAAAGUGCAGUUGGGUCACACCACCAGAAACAACCAUCAGAAACAGGUAACAAAACACAGUCGGGUCACACCAUCAGAAACAACCAUCAGAAACAGGUAACAAAGCGCAGUCAGGUCACACCAUCGGAAACAGGUAACAAAACACAGUCGGGUCACACCAUCAGAAACAACCAUCAGAAACAGGUAACAAAGCACAGUCAGGUCACACCAUCGGAAACGGGUAACGAGGCACAGUUGGGUCACGCCAUCAGAAACAACCAUCAAAACAGGUAACAAAGUGCAGUCGGGUCAUGCCAUCAGAAACGGGUAACGAAGCGCACUCGGGUCACACCGUCGGAAACAGGUAACAAAGUGGGAGGUCAAGGCUGCAGUGAUUAUGCCACUGCACCCCAGCCUGGGAGACACAGCAAGACCCUGCCUCAAAAGAAUGACAAAAAUAAAAUAAGUUGCUCUACCACUUUGCGUGGUCACCUGCAGAGUGUGAAAGUGUCCACUCACAAUGUGGCCCUGGUUCUUAACUGACCAUUUGGAGGGUUGUCUGUAGCCACUGAAACCCAGACUCCAGCUUCCUCCAGGCUCUCUGUCCGGCUGGACAGAAGGAGGAGCUGGUGCUGCUGUUUAGCCAGCCAGGGGAUUGGAGGCUCACAGCAGGGGAGCGUGGGGCUGUCACCCAUUCCUGUUUCCAUGGUUUGUAUGGGUAACCGGGAGGCAGCAGGCGACCCCAUGGCUAUGUCAUCCACAGAGAGAAACCUUAUCACAUACGGAAGCUCUUAUUCAUACAACAUAUGCCAACCUUGUCAACCAAUAAAUGCCUAUGGAGCCUUUACUCUGGAUCAAGACAUCCUUCCAAGUGAUCCACCCGCCUCAGCCUCCCAAAGUGCUGGGAUUACAGGCGUGAGCCGCCACACCUGGCUCGCCAUUUUCCUUUAGCUUGUGAUGUGAUCAUAAAGUGAGUCACAUCUGCCAGGCGCAGUGGCUCACGCCUGAAAUCCCAGCACUUUGGGAGGCUGAGGUGGGUGGAUCAUGAGGUCAGGAGAUCAAGACCAUCCUGGCUAACACGGUGAAAGCCCAUCUCUACCAAAACUACAAAAAAUUAGCUGGGCAUGGUGGCAGACACCUGUAGUCCCAGCUACUCGGGAGGCUGAGGCAGGAGAAUGGCAUGAACCCGGGAAGCAGAGCUUGCAGUGAGCCGAGAUGGCGCCAUUGCACUCCCACCUGGGCGACAGAGUGAGACUCCAUCUCAAAAAAAAAAAAAAAAAGUGAGUCACAUCUCCCUCUGGAUCUCAGUUUCCUUGUCUGUAAAAAUGGUAAAGAAGGUUUUGACUAAGUGAUCCCUGAGCCUUUGUAACUGCGAAUUUGCUAAGUUUAGAGAUUAUUAGGACUUCUACCAGAGGGACAGUAACAGGGGUGGGGUUAAGUGAAACAUCAAUGUGAAGUGCCUGGCGUAGAAGAUCCUCAGAGUCAAGUGAAGCUUGGGGAGCUUCAUCACUGGAGUGUGGGCUGGACUUGGUGACUUGCAUUCAGAGAGAAGGAUGUGGAAAUAGGAAAAAUAGUAACAUUACCACAGAGAAACCUGGCAGGACAUCACCUUCACCAGUCAAUGAAGGUCAGCAUUCCCAGUGAUGAGUCGUGUGAAUACCAGGUACCCCCAGAUAUGAUGGGGUGAGCAGGGCACCUCAUCUCUGUGGUCUUCUUCCCCCAAACCCAUAACUCCAGUGUAAUCAUGAGAAAACAUCAGACAAACCCAAACCGAUGAACUUUCUACAAAAUACCUGACCAAUACCCCUCAAAACUACCAAGAGCAUGAAAAAGAAAAGUCUAAGAAACUGACGAAAACCAGAGAAGCCCAUGAAGACAUAGCUAAAUAUUAGGUGGUACGGGGUCCUGGAUGAAAGGCACCGUAUUAGUACGUCCUCAUGCAGCUAAUAAAGACAUACCCGAGACUAGGUAAUUUAUAAAGAAAACGAGUUUAAUUGACUCACAGUUCAGCAUGGCUGGAGAGGCCUCAGGAAACUUACAAUCAUGGAGGAAGGGGAGGCAAACAUGUCCUUCUUCACAUGGCAGCAGGAAGGAGAAGUGCCGUGCAAAAGGAGGGGGAAAAACCCUUAUAAAACCAUCAGAGCUCAUGAGAACUCACUAUCAUGAGAACAGCAUGAGGGUAGCCACCCCCAUGAUUCAAUUACCUUGCACCGGGUCCCUCCCAUGACAUGUGGGGAUUAUGGGAACUACAAUUCAAGACGAGAUUUGGGUGGGGACACAGCCAAACCAUAUCAGGCACAUUCGUAUUAUAAGCUGCUGACAUCUAAAUAAAGUCUGGAGUUUGGUUACUAGUAAUUUAUCAAUGUCAGUUCCAUUGUUGGCACAAAUGUGCCAGGUAACAUAAAGGUUAUAUUAGGGGAAAUUGAGUGAAGGGUAAAUGGGAAUUCCCUGUGUUAUCUCUGAAACUUUUCAGUGAAUCUAAAAUUAUCCCAAACUUAAUAGUUUAUUUUUUUUUAAAGUAAGGUCUAGGCCAACAAGCACAUGAAGAAAUGUUCAACAUCAUUACUCACUAGGGAAAUGCAAGUCAAAACUCCAAGAGAUACCACCUUACACCCACUAGGAUGUCUAUAAUCAAAAAGACAGACAAUAACAAAUGUUUGUGAGGACGUGGGGAAAUUGGAACCCUCAUACGUUGUUGGAGGGAAUGUAAAAUGGUACAGCCACUUUGGAAAACAGUUUGGCAGUUUCUUAAAAAGUUAGACAUAGAAUUAUCCAGGAAUUCCUCUCUUAGUAUGUACCCCAGAGAAAAGGAAAUAUAUGUACAAAUAUAAAAUACAAAGACUUCUUUUUUUUUUUUAUUUUUUUUAUUUUUUUUUAUUUUUUAACCAAUCGCAACUCUGUACGUUGGUAUUAUUCUAAGGGAGCAAAGCUUUGCCCCAACCCCCACCCCCAUGUCCUGGUACUCUUCCACUCUGAGAGCUUUAGAACCGGGGUUCCAAAGUCUCUGCUUAGCCUAACAGUGACGUGCUUGUCACAAAGCCAGAGGCCGGUGUACUCGGGUUAGAGAGGGCCUUUGUCGUUGGGUUUUAUUCUUAUUGUAUUAUUCGGGCUCCACCGACCCAAAUAUUAGUCAACUGGGUUGGGCGAGGUAGGACGGAUGAAGCCCACCGUCUAACAAUCUGGACAUCUAUAGGAGCAGAUCCGCCGCUCGAAACAGCUGACCCAGCGACGACUGCGGAACCACUAGCAGCGUCUGCACAGAUCGACCCCGCCAUCCCGCCGUCCCGUUCGGUGACCGGAGACGCAGCCGGGAACGCGACUGAUCAGGCUACCGAGCCGGGCCGCAGGGCGAAAGCGGUGCGGUCCGAGGCCUCAGAAAGGGACACGCAGCAGCGGCAGUGGCGCUGACUCAGCCCGGCCUCCCUGCAGUCCCCUCAAAUACAAAGACUUCUCCGCAAAUGUUUAUAGCAGCUUUAUUUGUAAUAGCCAAAAACUGAUCACAAUCCAAAUGUCCACCAACAGAUCAAAGGAGAAGCGAAUUGUGAUCUGUCCAUAUGAGGGGCUUGGUGCCUGCAGCAACAUGGGUGAAUCUCCAGGUAGUGGUGACGAGUUGAAGGAGCCAGUCAAAAAAGAACGUGCUGUGUGAUUCCAUUUAUAGAAAACUCUAGAAAAUGUGGACUAAUCUAGAGUGAGGGAAAGCAGACCCGUGAUUGCGCCUGGGGCAAGGAGACUUGGGGGUGGAGGGGGGGCCAGAGGGAGGGGUUUCAAAGAUGAUAAAGACAUUUUGAGGGUGAUGGAUAUGAUCCCUCUCUUAAUAGUGGCGAUGGCUUCAUGGAUAGAUACAAAUGUCAAGACAUAUUGAACUGUAUACUUUAAAUGCUUGCGCUUUACUACGUGCCAAUCACAUCUUCAUAAGGCUGUUUUUUGUUUUUUUGUUUGUUUUUUUUUUUUAAAAAAAAAGGCCUCGUAAUGGAGAUGAGUACAGCCUGGCCUCAGUCUCCCCACCUGCAAUGUGGGGGAUCCCCGUGUGCCUUGCACCACCUGAGAGCUCCAGGCUUAGGAGGAGACCGAGGUGAGCCCUGUUUCUAGCCAGAAACCCCAAGGCCCUAACCCCCAGGGCUGGGCAGCUGCAGGGCCCAGGCUACUGCCCCUCCGGGGAUGGACGGUGCGAGGCCACUCCAGGGGCAUGACCUGUUUUGGGCAGGCGGUGGCUGUGGGGAGAAGAGUGGGGAGGUCCCUUUCUUUUUUCUUCCUGAAUAAAAAAAUGCAUGAUGCUA